Messenger RNA from Doryrhamphus excisus (bluestripe pipefish), 3627 nucleotides. It is a transcript of the gene trabd2a, whose product is annotated as TraB domain containing 2A. NCBI's taxonomy places the organism in Eukaryota, Metazoa, Chordata, Actinopteri, Syngnathiformes, Syngnathidae. Gene Ontology annotation, molecular function: metalloendopeptidase activity. The record is from RefSeq and is a predicted model, not a curated record. Gene Ontology annotation, biological process: negative regulation of Wnt signaling pathway. Gene Ontology annotation, cellular component: membrane.
UACACACGCAGCAGCGAGGCGGACGCACAGAGAUGCAAAUAGUGAAGAAGAAGUGAGGAGCGAACUUUUUUUUCCUGCUGCUUCCAUUCAUUCAGACGCGCGUGGAUUUUACGCAACAACUUUGGAGCACCUCCAACAAAGUGAUCACCGGACAGAGGAGCAGGCACGCAGACAUCUCCGUGACAAGCUGACGAUGUGACGCCGGUGGAAGGGAAAGAGAAACUCCACCAAAUGACCACCAACAUCUCCCAUCACCACCACCACUUCUGCUGCUGCUAUUACGCCUGUGCGCAAAGCCUGAGCAUGACUGGUUUGUUUAGCGUGGACGCGUGGAUCCGUGGAAGCAUUAACUCAUCCAUGCAUUCUAAGAAAACAUAGUUUGGAUUACUUUGUGUGUGUGUGAGUGUGUGUGUGCGUGUGCGCGUGUGUGUGUCUGAGAGGACAGAGUCACGAUGCGCGGAACCCUGGGCGCAUUGAUCCAGUCCUGCCUGGUUCUUCUGGUCAAAAGUGACCAGUGGAGGAUCAGAUCUGACUCAAGCAACUGUGAGCUCCACAAGAAACAAACAGACUUAAACUCCUUCUUAUGGACGAUCAAACGGGACCCCCCCUCGUAUUUCUACGGUACAAUCCACGUUCCCUACACCCGUGUUUGGGACUUCAUCCCUGAGAACUCCAAGCAGGCCUUCCAGGAGAGCAACAUAGUCUACUUUGAGCUGGACCUGACAGAUCCGUUCACCAUCUCCGCUUUGACCAGCUGUCAGCUGCUCCCCCAGGGCGAGAACCUGCAGGACGUUCUACCCAGAGACAUCUAUCGCAGACUUAAGAGGCACCUGGAGUACGUGAAACUCAUGAUGCCUUCGUGGAUGACGCCAGAUCAGCGAGGGAAAGGACUUUAUGCGGACUACCUCUUCAAUGCCAUCGCCGGGAACUGGGAAAGGAAACGACCGGUUUGGGUCAUGUUGAUGGUGAACUCGCUGACCGAGGCGGACAUUAAGACAAGAGGCGUGCCGGUGCUGGACCUCUACCUGGCGCAGGAGGCGGAGAGGAUGAGGAAGAGGACGGGAGCUGUCGAGAAGGUGGAGGAACAGUGUCAUCCUCUCAAUGGCCUCAACUUCUCCCAGGUGAUCUUUGCCCUCAACCAGACUUUAUUACAGCAAGAGUCUUUACGGGCAGGAAGCCUCCAGGUCCCGUACACGACGGAAGACCUGAUCAGGCACUACAACUGUGGAGACCUCAACUCCAUCAUCUUUAACCAUGACACCUCACAGGUCCCAAACUUCAACAAUGUAACACUGCCCCCCAGUGAGAAGGUGACCGCCCAGGAAAUAGAUACCUACUUCCGACAGGAGCUCAUCUACAAGAGGAAUGAGCGAAUGGGCAAACGGGUCAAAGCCCUACUGGAAGAGCACCCAGACAAGAGCUUCUUCUUUGCCUUUGGAGCAGGUCACUUCCUGGGCAACAAUACGGUCAUUGAUGUGCUUCGCCGCCAAGGAUAUGAGGUGGAGCACACCCCUGCUGGGGAGCCCAUAAGCAGGAGAUCAUCCAGACCCGACUUAAUGGAGUCAGAGGACCAAGAAGUUGAAUCCCCUCUCCUGGAGCCUUUCCUCCAUGAACUUCCAGACAGACAUGAGGAUGACGGCCGUCCCCUGGAGGACGACAGGUUGACCCACAUGCUCCUGCCUUCGGACAGCCUGGAACUGUUGGAGAAAGCGGAGAAGAAGAUGCUGAAGAAGAGGAGAAGAAACAAGCAGAAGAAAGAGCGACACAGGCAUUUUAACGAUCUCUGGGUCCGCAUAGAAGAGAGUGCCAUGCCCCAGUCCCCGCCUCCCCCGGUGGUUCGCAUUAUCAACGGUUACAUCACAGUGAAGCCUCCUAGCCGGGCCUUCAACCACUACAACUAUUAUGACCCACCAUCUGCCUCAUCGUUCCCGUCGUCCUCACUCGUCCUCCUGUGUGUGUCUCUGACAGUCGUCCAUCAGGCAUGGGCGAUGUUACUCCAGUAGAGUAUUUGUUGUACACACAACUCCUCCAGUCGAAGUAUUUGGGACUAUGCCAAAGCCGGCGGAGCAUCUCUCGUAUAAAGUGAGAACAGCAUGUCAGGGAAUGCUUUGUGAUUCUCAAUUUUUUUCAACGGUUUCCGUCAAGCAUAAAACCUCAAGAGCAGGAGGUGUGAGUGUGUAAGUGUGUAAGUGUGUGUGUUUGUGUGUUUGUGUGCAUUAUCUAUCAGCUCUUAAGCCCCACGGCCUUGCCAACCGCAGUGUUUCCAGACUUUUAAUUUAUUCUUCCACAUUAGAAGAAUUCUAAUUAGCGUUUAAUGCUACAGAAUAGCUUAUGCUACCAGGGGACAUUUGUAUAUAUUGUGUUUAAAUAUUAUAGAUGUAUUUUAGAAUUAUUAAAAAAAACACAACACACAUGUUUAUAUGAUGAUAUAAAUAGAUAUGCAGUAUUUUUUUUAACAGAAAGGCAGGAACUAACCACCAUUGUCUAUAAAGUGUCACUGAAAUGUUUUUUUAAUGAUCAUAAAAUAAUAUUUGACUUUGUGUAUCAGUGCUAAUGUGUGUGUCCACUUAAAAAAUGAUAGUGCAUUGUCUUUUUUUCCAAGUAUUUGUUUAAUUUAUUUAACUACAUUAGUUUUGCUUUACGUUAGAUGACAGUCCCGUUUUUUUUUUUAAUAUGCAUUUUGUUUAAUCCCUUUUUACAUACACACAAAAUGCAUAUCAUCACUCUCCAAUGGAAAGCAUGUAUUUCCAAUUUUGGCCAGUGUUGGGCAAAUUGCUUAAAGUUAAUUAUUUAAUUAAUUAUUUAUCUUUUUCUGUGUUUCUUCUUGCUCCGGUCCGGCCGCUCCAAAUUCGCAUAACAAAAACAUCAAAUAACGGCAAAUAAAAUGUCAUAGUACAGGGAAGUUGUAGCCAACACCUUUCCUGACAGAGUAAAUCUGUUUAGCAUGUAAGGGCAUUUAGAUCAACAAUACUAUACUAUAUCAACAAUAUCUGUCGCAAUGGCUGGACGGGACACAAAAAAAUUAAAAUAAAAAAAUAAAAUUAUAAUAAAAAAUACUUUUAAAAAGUAAAUUAGUUAAAAUUAUUAGUUAUUUUCCCAGAAAAAGAAUUACUUGAUAACAAAAUUAUUCCUUCAUGAAUGGAAUUAGUUACCCGGGAAAGUCAUUAUUGCAGUAAUUUCCUGAAAAACCUUAAAGUAUGUAAUUUUUUUCGGCUUUAGGUUUUGCAUGUACUAAUUUGAUUCAUAUAAUUUGAUUAUGCUUAUGAAUUGCAUUCCUCUACCAAAACACUAGGAGGCAGCAACUCUUGUUGACUAGCUAUUUAGCUUCCUGGGUUGCAGUCGAGACUGAAGCGUAGUUGAUAUCAGUGACCACAUUUCAUAGUUGUAACAUUUAAGUUAAUUAGAUUUUCAACGUCAUUACUCCCAACACUAGAAGCAAUAAGGAAACAUGCUUUUGAUUGGACAGAGAUAAAUUAAUAAUAAUAACCAUAAUGUGUUCCAAAAGCUUUCACAUUACAGGAUAAGAUGAUUCCUAGUAUUUCCAUGGCAGCAAUAAAAUCCUUACUAUCUCGACAGAUUCUGUCCAUUCUUCCAAUUUGUCCAUGCAUCUGCACGCCACCGCCACUG